This is a messenger RNA of Fusarium subglutinans, 7140 nucleotides long. RefSeq names its product SH3-domain protein. Lineage: Eukaryota; Fungi; Ascomycota; Sordariomycetes; Hypocreales; Nectriaceae. Gene Ontology annotation, molecular function: protein binding. The transcript is spliced from 8 exons. Gene Ontology annotation, biological process: mitotic sister chromatid cohesion. The record is from RefSeq and is a predicted model, not a curated record. The coding region runs from base 1 to 7140 and encodes 2379 amino acids.
AUGGCACCUGCUGCACCACCUUUACCGACGAGGUUCCCAUGUUGGUGUAGAGCUGUGUACUCAUGGGGAGGAGAGUCGAAACGAGAUCUGGGAUUCAUCGAGGGAGAUCUGAUUGAAUGUUUGAAUGCUGGUGAUGGUUCGUGGUGGGUAGGCAGACUAUACCGAGAUCGAAGGACCGUGGGAUCUUUCCCUUCCAACUUUGUCGAGCUUCUCCCUUCUCAAUUCCGCCCAACAACCAAAUCUGUUCCGGCUCCUGUACCAAACGCACCACCAAGUACUGCACCAACAAAAUCCAGAACGUUUCGGAAGCCAUUCGAAGCAUACGCCAAAGCUCCUCACUACACCAGUGCGAAACAACCCGAAAUCUUCAAAGAAUCCCCGAAACCCAAGGAACGACAAAACUCUGGCGCUUCGUUCGCCCCUAGUACUCAUGAAACGGAACGAGGCCCAUCGCCUGCACCUGCUCAGUCGUAUAACCACAGAGGACCCUCGCCCGCACCACCUCAAGCGUACGAUCAUCGGGCUCCUUCGCCAGCACCCUCACCGGCACCUUCUCACCACUAUGGCUCACGGGCUCCAUCUCCAGCUCCUAUGCACAAUUACCACUCGAGGGCUCCUUCACCUGCGCCAAUGCAAAGCUACCACCAUUCAAGAGCUCCAUCACCAGCUCCUCCUCAUGGUUACGAUGCAAGGGGACCUUCUCCUGCUCCUCCGAUGCACCAGAGCUAUGGCUAUGCUUCAAGAGGUCCAUCUCCCGCGCCAUCUUUCCAUCGUCAAAUAGUCCCUUAUCGAGGAGGACAGGAUAGAGGUAACUCACCGCCUCCCCCACCACCACCUCCUCACCGGCAGAUGACGAGAGGAGGAUCCAACGAUCUGCAUAGGAGAUCUAUUGAUAUCUCACGCCAUGGAUCCAAUGCCUCUUUCCAACCCUUCUCACCCUCGAGGCAAAAUUCAAACAAUUCCUACCGACCGCCACAGCCACCACAACCAACAAUCAGGCAUGGAUCUAGAGGGUCUUUCGAUGAUAGAUCGUAUACGCCGUACACCCCUGGCAGGAACUCCCCCGUCCCGCCAUCCCCCGCCGGAGGUAUGACCCCUUCCCCAUUGAGAGAGGCCAUGGAUGGGGUCAUGGAGCAAUUGGACGUACUAGGUGGUGGUCUUGGAAGGUCUGGCCAAGCUCCUUCACCUGAGCCACCUGCCGAUCCUUGGUCUCCAGAAUCAUUUGAUAUGCUGUCUCAUCGUUCAACUAGAAGGGACCAGGAGCGAAGCAGGCCUAAAACCUCGAUGGGAAUCGCGCAAGAUGAGGGGUAUGAAACAUAUAGCGGCGAAUCGUCUCAAGAGGUGUCUUAUCAGAGUGGAGGAAGAGAAGACAAGCUCAGCAGUUAUGUUGAUCGCAUGGAAAAGAGGUUCCAGCAAAUGCAUCGUCAGAACUCAAGGACUAGCGAGCCUGAUGAUGACCAGCCACCUCCUCCGCCCCCUAAAAAUAUGCCGUAUGAGCGGCCGAAAUCGUCUAUGGGCCGGUCCAUUGAGCCUGAACGAAAGUUACGGGCUCGCAAGUCGGCAUAUGAGAUCGGAAGAGGAGUUGCCCGCACAUUGACAACGAAAACCAACUCGACCAAUUCGUCAUCAGGCAAUCAGAGCAACACCAGCUCAUCAACCCAGAGCACUUCAAGGACCCUGUGGAGCGGGACAUCAGCUGGCGCUUUCAGUACUACUAGUGCGGGAAGCCUCGCACGCUCAGGCAAGCGUCAACGUGCACAAAGUGCCCUGGGAGCACGAGACUUGGAGAUUGAUAGACCGGACUCUCCUUUCACAGGAGUCACCUAUCACAGCAGCCAUGCAAGUGAUUCUCCAGCGCAACAGCGUCCCCAGACCCAGGUCGGCUUCCACGAUGAUCCUUCGUUGGAAUUGGGAGGCUUAGUGCAACCAAAACCACCCAAGAGGAACAUCUUCCGUAAGAUAUUUGACACCGCCAAAACAGGUGUCGCGAGCAGCCGAGGCGGUCUUGUUGCUGGUGGUCUCGGUAUGGACUCGACAAAAUCACCUUUUGCUCGUUCAAUGCCAGCUGGAGCUUCGCCUAUGCCAGGUAUGGGUAGCACGUCUACCAACAGAGACGUUGCAACAGAAAUGGGUUUGAGUGGUGGUGUUGAUUGGGUUCAGGUCCGACGUGAUGUGAAUCGUUCCAAUUCGCUCAGUACAAUAGAGUUGACUGAGCGCCGCGAACGAUGUCAAAUGAUGGACCACCCUGCCCUUAAUCCUGUCGAUGAACUAUAUGAGGGCGUCGAAGGAGAUGAGGGAGCUGACGGAGAGCCAGUCCAGGAACCCACCGACUACCAAGCGAUUAACUUGUCUCAAGUUGAUAAGAAUUCUCGGUUCAUCAGCGGCCUUCCUCCUGCCAUAACAGCCAUCCAACUUGCCACUACAUACGUAUGUCGACCCUACAGGAGCGAGGUCCAGCGGCUGCGAGCUAUUUUUAUGUGGGUUUCCGAGAAGAUCUGCUGGGAAGAGGACUUUGAGGGUGAAAUCGACACAACACGGGUGAUCCAGGCGAAAAGAGCGUGCGCUGAGGAGUAUGCUGUCUUAGUGAUGGAGAUGUGUUCUGCUAUCGGUAUCCACUGCGAGAUCGUUCGAGGCUACCUCAAGUCUCCAGGGGAAGUUUCUGAAAUCAACAUCAUGCCACGACCCAACCAUUGGUGGAAUGCCGUUGUCGUUGACAAUGAGUGGCGCAUGAUUGACUGCUGUCUUGCCAGCCCCUCGUAUCCUCGGCGAGGUUUAUACUCCAAUGCCAAUAACACAGCCGAUCCGUGGUGGUUCUUGACCAGGCCACUGGAGAUUUGCUGGACACAUAUCCCAGAGCAUCACAGCCAACAGCACAUCGUACCACCUGUCGCACACGAAACACUGCUAAAUCUGCCAUGCGCUUGUGCGCCCUUCUUCCGCAAUGGUUUCGAGAUGGUGGACUACAAUACUGCAUUGACUCGAAUCGAAGAUCUGGAAAUGGUUCAUAUCAAAUUCAGUGUUCCAUGCGACGUGGAGAUUGCCGCCGAGGUCGAAGUUCGAGGCUAUUCGAGAGAUUCAGACGGAGAUGUGUUUGAAAGCGGCGAUAUCGUCAAGAAGAGGGCACUGGCUCAGGCCGAAUGGUUCAAUGGCAUAAAGCGAUACACUGUCAAAGCUCUACUGCCUGGAGAUGAAGGGCAAGGUACUUUGAAGAUUUAUGCGGGCAAGCGAGGCCUUAUGCACAGCAUCAAGGAUAUUCCACACCCGCUUGCUUUUGCAUUGCCUAUUGUUCACACUGGUGAAAACCCGCCCUAUGAUUUUGUCACAAGACAUCCAACUCCUCACGCACAGCGGCAUGAUAUCUAUGUGGUUCAGCCGCAGUGCCAAAGGCUUGCACUUAACAAUACCUUUGUUUUUGCCAUCAGACAACACCCAAGUUCGCUGGGUGGAUCGGCACUUACACCGUCGUCUAAUCCAGGCGGCACCAGCCCCAUACCGUUCGCCCGCCCCAGUUCAGCGCUGAGCAUGAAUGCGUCCAGUGUUAGCGGCUCGACCCCAAGCUCAGCUACGGGCACUGUGGCUGGGAAGAAGCCUGCCAAGUUGGCGAUCCAGACUCCAGGAGGCAAGAUCCUCCGUCUUAUGAGGAAGGAGGAUCGUAAGGGUAUUCACGUUGGAGGCCGAAGUCUCACGGGCAGUGAAACUGCUAGUGAUGGUGGAACCUGGGAGACAAUAAUCAAGUGUUCAGAGAAGGGUGUAUGGCGAGGCCUUGUACUCGCAGAUCGCACGGCUCGAUGGUGUGUCUUUGCUGAAUGGCAUUGGGCAGACUUCGUUGGAGUUUCCUCUCAUAUUUGGUUGUUUCGUCUUCUAAUACCCAAGGAGGAGGAUCUUGCAUGCCCUGGCGCACAGCGAUCGAAUGCUGAAAUCGAUACCGAGAAAGCGGAACACAGUGAUUUAGGAGAGGCCAUGAACUACAGGCCUUUUCAUGGCCAGGGCCAGGGCCAGAGCCAACAAGGCUCACAGCAACCGCUGCCAGUGCCCGGCAUGAAUCCGCCUUCAUCUUAUAUGCCUGGCGGUUACCAGCAGUAUACGAACCCUCAACAGCAGCAUCAGCAGCAGUUCUAUUCAAUGCCCCAACAGCAAGGUCAGCAGCAGCAGCAGCAGCAAACGUACCUUCAGCAGCAGCAGAUGGCACAGUUCGGGGGCAUGCAAACGGCUUUUCAGGGAUACGAUACAGCGGGACAAGCGUAUGGAGGACACCAGAUGCAACCAGCUGCCGCGCAAUAUACACCUCCAGCGAACGUUUGGCAGCAGCAGCAAUCUACGGGGGGGCAGAAUAUGAUGUACCAGCAACAAUAUCAGCAACCACAUCAUCAUCAACAGCAACAGCAACAAAUGUACCAGCAGCACGUCGCGUCGCCUCAACAACACGUUCAACCGAGAAGGCAGUCUGACCACGUCCCUUCACCGCAGCAAAGACCUUCUUCGAUACCCCAAAAUCAAGGAUAUUCACUCCCCCAGGCGCAGCAACAACGGUCUCAACACCAACAGUAUUCGCAGCAGCAUACGUCACAGCAACAAUACCAGCAACAGCACACACACUAUCAGCAGCAGCCUCAGGUGACGGCCCCUCAGCCAUCACCGCAACCUGCACCAAAGCAAAUAGCCUCGCCGGCUCAGCCACAGGCUCGACAAAUAAAACAGAACCAGCAGCCACGCCAGGACCCUUCCAAACAGCAGCAAGAGACAAUUGGACAACCUGCGCAGGAACCUAUCAUAAUAGAUGUAGAUGAGCCCGCAUCGGAGAUGGUUGCACAGCCUGUCCCGGAACCAACUCAGCAACAGCCAGUUGCACAGCAAGAACCGGAACAGAUGGUCUAUGUGAAUCUACAAGACAUCCAAAAACUGCCACCGCUUCCGCCAGUAACCAUGGACCAGACACAAGGCGGUUCUACAUCCCAUACAGGGAAGACAGCGAACUGGGACGCGCAGUACGAAUCAGGCACUGUCAAGCCUAUGGACAUUAUGCUGAGCAGCCCGCAAACUCAGCCCCUUCCGCCUCCUCAGCCAAAAGUGCAGGCAUCUCAUCACCAACCCGCGCACACACAACCUCAAAUGGCCACUCCCCGGGCAAAACCGAGCCCUCUCUCAUCCGUAGUCAACUCACCAGCGAUUAAUGCUCGCUCUCCAAGUAUUACCAAGAAAUCUCCCGCAAGCACGCCAAAAAGCAGGCCCCUUGACACUGUCCAUCUUAUGGUGGCAGUGGCCGAAGAGUGCUUUGAUAAGGCCCGUGGCUCUGUACAUGAUGUUGCGAUGUCGCUGAAUGCCACGCGGAUAGACGAGUACCAGAAACUGAUCUCGACAGGCUUGGCGUGUCUGGAGGCGUGUUUGCAAAGUAAUAGACUGUCUCCGCGCCAAGAAGCACAGAUGCGGUUGAGAUACGCCACGGUAGUAUUAGAAGAGACAGAAAACCCAAUGGAAGCUGAGACGGCCGUCACAAAAGGCAUCUCUCUCUGCGAAAAGAACGGCUUGGCCGAUCUCAAAUAUUGCAUGGAUUAUAUCAGGUUGAAACUCCUAUUUCAGCGAAAUCACAAGGCUGCUUUGAAUGCAGCUGAUCGUCAAAUCGCUGACUGUGAAACCUACAAACACAUCCAAUGGGUUUAUGCUUUCAGACUGUUGAAGGCAUCAUUUUACAUGGAGCUUGGCCAGACAGCUGACGCCAGUGCACUGGAGAACAUUCGCUCUAUCCAAGUUACAGCUAGCUCCCGUGGCGACGAUGCCCUGAGUGUGUUUGCCUUCAUUCUUGAAGGUCUGGCACUUCUCAAAGCUUCCAAAGAUGGCAACUUUGAAAAAGUCCAAGCUUGUAUUGCUCAAGUAGCGAAGUAUCAGUGUGAACCGUCGAUUCAUAUCAUGCAACUCGAUAUACUGACGCUACUCCUGGAUCUUGUCUGCACUAUCAAUCACUCUGGCAUGGAUUUGAUGCAUGAUAAGCUUAAAAUACUUCAAGAUCGCAUGGAUGCGUGCACCGAUUGGCAUAACGUCAAGUCCGACUUUCUCAUUCCGGUCCAGAAGCAACCUUCUACUGGUCAUACUAUUAGUAGUGACACAGCGGGCAUCAUUAGAAGCGGUGAGGGUGUUCAACAGGAUUUUCUAGUCAUGUCAUUCAUGACCAAAGUCGAGUUGAAUUCCCUUGUUCUCACUUUGACAGGCCUCGUGAAUAUGCAUAAACCUAACACACAUGGCCUACAAGGUCGACAAAUUCGACAGACAGUCGAUUUCUUGAAAGAAGGCGCGCAAGUCCUGGAUACUUGGGACAAAGUGACAGCCGGUUUUAGAUAUGGGCCGUCCAUCUCGUUACAAGACGCCAUUGCGCAGCGUGAGUGGCGGCUGGAAGCUCACUGCUAUCUUACCAUCUUACUUGGCCUAUACGCAGCUAGUCAAUGUCGAUGGGACCUGGUAAAGCAAUACAUCGUGAAGCUUCAGGAUAUUAUGACACCGUCCACACAGGGCAUCCUGCGUUUACUGGCUAUCUACCUAUCGGGAGUGUUUGACCAAGGCACAGGGGAAUUGGAUGCUGCUAUGAACACUUUCCAAAAGCCUGACUUUGAUCUAAACCAGCGGGGAACUGGUGUCAAAGCCGCACAUCGCGAGUUAGCCAUGCUAGCAGGUUUGAACAGGCUUUGGAUCAUGCAGCAUCCAUCACACCGAGACGAUCGAGCGACACUUGAUCUGAUCGAAGAACUAAGGCCGUUGUGCCUGAGUCACCACAAUGUCGACCUACGGACUGCUUGGCAUAACGUUAUGGCUGCUAUUAGCACCGAUCCACCUCAGCAGCUCAAUCAACAAAAGCAGCACAUACAAUCUGCCAUGGCCGGAUCCAAAUCCACUAAAAAUUUACUAGGCGCAGCCGUCACACUCGCUAUCAUGCGCAGCCGCUUAUUCGAGAACGUCGUUGGCGAUCAAGCUCUGAAAAGCGCACUAGCAGCAUCCAAGCAGGCCCAUCGUAGUGGCAAUGUCUUGUGGCAGAGCGUUGCGGACGGUAUGCUUGCUCACUCUUAUGAAGUACAAGGCAAGGAAGAGGAAGCAGCGCAAGAAUGGGCGAGGGCGACAAGGGAAGCCCAGGAUGCAUUUGCAGGAAGUUUCUGA